Frankliniella occidentalis (western flower thrips) is the source of this 959-nucleotide messenger RNA. It is a transcript of the gene geminin, whose product is annotated as geminin. The coding region runs from base 233 to 742 and encodes 169 amino acids. Gene Ontology annotation, biological process: negative regulation of cell cycle; negative regulation of DNA replication. Gene Ontology annotation, cellular component: nucleus. NCBI's taxonomy places the organism in Eukaryota, Metazoa, Arthropoda, Insecta, Thysanoptera, Thripidae. The record is from RefSeq and is a predicted model, not a curated record. The transcript has 6 exons.
CUCCUAUCCUUUUACCGCGAACCGAAUUUCCUAGUGAAGGGCUAGAUUUUAGAACUUCCGACGUCUACUACGCAUGAUUCGGAGCAUCGUUGACUUGUAGCUCAGCUGGUGAAAGGGCAAACGACACCUCGGUGAACCGUUAUCUUCUCUAAACUUUCUUUCCAUUUCCUCUUCAUUGUUCACUCUCUUGGGAGCCGCUGGACGUCUGUGUUACCAUCCUCUUUAACUGCCUAUGACGGGUCCACGAAAGACUUUGCACACACUCCAGACUGCUGCUGGAGACAAGGAAAAUCUUGUUGGACCAGGGAGAAUGUUGUGCAUAGUUGAUCGAGAUAAUCUCAAGGGUAGUUUGAGGGAAGUUAAUGAAAAUGACAAAGCCCAAGACCAGUCUAAACAACUAAAGCGGAAGAAAACUACUUCCAGGGCAGUACAAGCCGGAAAGGAAAAGUCAGCUACUGUUACUGCUGAUGACUUAACAUCAGAAAGUACCAGUGAGAGGUACUGGGAGAGCCUGGCAGAACAACGCCGCAUUGCUCUUGAAGCAACUUUAAAGGAGAAUGAGGAGCUCCACUAUAAAAAUGAAGAGUUGUCCAAGAAAGUGGCCAUUUUGGAAGAGGAAAAUCACACUGCCAAAGAAUUGUUGAGAGAAUCAGAGACACUUGUGGAUGUACUAAAGGAGAUGAUUGGGGGUGACGACACGGCUGAUGAGAGCAGCCUAAUUGAUAACUCCUAUGAAGUGUAACACUUAAGAUGAAAAUAUUUUUAUUUUUUGUAGUUUUUGAUCUCAUAUCUUGUGCAGUUUCUGCUUUUUUUGUAUUAAUUGCUUUGUAAAAUCGAGUAAUUCAAGUUAUAUAUUUAUUUUAGUCGGAUCAUUCUGCACAUUGUUUAACCACAUGACUAAGAUUAGUUUUAUGUUUUGAUGUCCUCAUCAGAGGUUAAAGUAAAUAUCAUUUUGAGUA